Eruca vesicaria subsp. sativa (arugula) is the source of this 1176-nucleotide messenger RNA. The record is from the annotation of a GenBank genome assembly. NCBI's taxonomy places the organism in Eukaryota, Viridiplantae, Streptophyta, Magnoliopsida, Brassicales, Brassicaceae.
AUGUUUGACCGAGGUUUCAUCAUCAUCAUCGUUGUCUCAUCUCCGGCGUCUGCUAACCGCUAUCCAUCUUCUUCGGGGGAAGAGGAAACGUCUCUCCGAUCACCGAGGAGAUUCUCUGGAACCCGUCUCCUUCGUGGAUUGAUGGAAAGAAAAGCUGAUAUGUUGCUUGAGAGACUCACCAAGAAACCACCUUCGCUUGUUGAUCUAUGCGUUAGGUUAGCUAUUGAUAAUGUACGCUACAUUGGGUACGUUGGUGGUGUUGAUUUUCAGCUCCUUGAGAAGAUUUUCCAGCACUGUACGUUAGAACAGCUCAUGCAUAUUGAGGAUUCUACUCCUGACACGGAUCUUAGUCCUGUGACUAAUGAGUUGUGGAAGAGGUUUUAUGAGAAGCAGUAUGGUGCUAAGAACUUGAGUUUUGUUGUGGAGAAGAUGGAGAGGAGUAGAGUGAGUUUCAAGUGGAGAGAGUUGUAUGAGGCGAAGUCGAAAGUUGUGGAAGAAGAUGAGAAGGAAGCUGUUGAUCGACUGAAGGAACGUUACAAGAAUGAAGAUGCAAGGAAACAAAGUCGUCAAACUAAGCUCUGCGCAAAAGCUCCUCCAAUCAAAAAAGCCUUCUGGGGUAAUAGUGGAUCUGGUUACAAUCUUUCGCAUGUCAAGAGCAACAUCAUGAAGAAGGCUAAGCUAGAUGUUUUAAAGAGUCAAGAAGUGAAGAAUCUCACUGCAAUUAAGAGGAACAGUAUUCAGAAGGGUGUCAGUUCUCCUUCAAAGAGGACCUACUUAUCGGGGAACGUGCCUUCAACUUCAAGAAGCAACUCUGCUGGAGAACAAGGGAAAAAUCUCCCUGCAGUUAAAAAGAAUACAAUCCAGAAGAACUUCAGUAUUUCUGCGCCAAAGAGGACAAACCUAUCCGUGCAUGCGCCUUCAACUUCAAGAAGUGGUGAAGGAAAUCUACCUCCAAAGAGGAUCAACAGCCUUCUUGGGACAGCUCCUUCAAGUUCAAGAAGCAACUCUUACGGUGAAGGGAAUCUACCUCCAAAGAGGAUCAACAGCCUUCCUGGAAGUGCUUCUUCAACUUCAAGAAGCAAUGGUGAAGGGGUUCUACCUUCAAAGAGGAUCAACAGCCUUUCUGGGACUGCUCCUUCAAGAAAUACAGCCACCAAAAGAAAACAUGUAAUGUAA